AUUCACUUUCUUGUACGUCUUUUGCAGUCCUUUUAUAAUGGAGUGUUUGAAGGAGUUUUAUGCCUCUUAUGACGACGCACAAUUAAGGUGGAAUGGAGCUGAUCUUUUGACAAGAGUUGCUAGUAACUUUUCUGGCAAUGAUAAUCUCUCUGAUAGAACGAUGGAGAUCAAGUUUCAACCCUCUUUUCUUAUCUUCCCUAUCGGUCAUAAUAAUAUUACCAGAUAUUUCUCAGCACCAGCAACGGAGAGUGAGAAAGCUGAACAAGAUAUGCUAUUUAAAACUAUCCUCAAAGAAACAGUCACAUUUCACUUUUGGAAUGGCUUAACUUCAGCUAUGGUUCCAGAGCCUGAGAGCCUUGCAUACCAGAUCAUUAAUUACAAUUGCCUACAUUGCUCUGAAGAAUUGUGAAUCACUUGCAAAACCAUUAAAGCAGAUAGAUGGCCUUAUAAAACAUUUUAGUUUCAUGCCAUUAGAUACCUCACAGCUUUUAAAGAGAUUCGAAAGAGUGUCAGCUUUUAAGGCCAAAUUGUUGUUGUAGGAAACAUGAAUCUAUAGUUGGUUGAAGGCUUCUGGACCUCGUGUAUUAAUUGGUGUAGAUUCUCCCAAAGGAGGAUUAAGAGAUUCCACUUUUUAUAGCUGAGAUCUUUUUGUAUAUUUGUUUCCCUUUGAUUUUUGUACUUCUCACUUCAUCGAUGAUUCUCUUAGUUUAAUCCAAAGUUUUGUACAACUAUUUGUAGUCAUUGACAACACAACAAUCAUAUAUUUUAGUGAUGUUUCUUUUAAAUUAUAUUUCUA
Molecule: messenger RNA, 796 nt
Organism: Nicotiana tabacum (common tobacco)
Lineage: Eukaryota; Viridiplantae; Streptophyta; Magnoliopsida; Solanales; Solanaceae
Source: RefSeq, a predicted model, not a curated record